AAAAUACUUGUCGGAUUUGAGCGAUCCGGUUGGAACCGCGACUUUGGUAAAUCUUUUUCCAUAACAAUCUAACGGAUCGCUAAUAAAAGUUGCGAAUUUAACAGGGACUAAAUGUAUUAGUAUUUCACAGUACAAGGACCAAUUAAUUGUAACCCAAAAAAAGGCAGCAUUCAUUUCAAACUGCCGAAAGUAUCAACCCUAAACCCUAACAAUGGCAGAUCAAGAACAAAAUCUAGAACAAGGCGAUAAUCAUCAAUAUGGUGUUCUUCUCUAUUAUAAAUACACUCUAAUUCCUGAUCUUAAUUCUCUCCUCUCUUUCUACAACUCCAAUUGCACCUCUCUUUCUCUACUCGGCCGUGUCCGCCUCUCCUCUCGCGGCGUCAAUGUUACUGUUGGUGGUUUAUUGUCGUCGCUAAAGAAGCAUAUAGCGGCGGUUGAAUUACUUAAAUUAUUUGAAGGAACAGACUUCAAGCUUGCUGCUUCUCAUUAUCCUUUGAACGAUAAAGUCGCUCGCGAGUGCGGAUUCACUUCUCUUUCCAUUCGCAUUGUCAAGGAAUUGGUUACAUUUAGCUCUUAUCCAUUGUUAAAACAACCAGAUGUUUCAAAUGCUGGAAAGCACCUCUCUGCAUUUGAGUUCCAUUCUGCUCUUAAAAGUGCUGGGCAACGUGAAGGUUCAAAGUCCAAUGAAGGACUUGUUCUAUUAGAUGCAAGGAAUUUAUAUGAGACAAGAAUCGGGAAGUUCCAUGUGCCUUCUGUGGAAACUUUGGAUCCAGAAAUUAGGCAGUAUAGUGAUCUGCCAUCCUGGAUAGAUGAUAAUUCGGAACAAUUGCGAGGCAAACAGGUGCUUAUGUAUUGCACUGGAGGAAUCCGGUGUGAGAUGGCAUCAGCCUAUAUUAAGUCCAAAGGAGCUGGAUUUGAAAAUAUAUUCCAGUUAUUUGGUGGAAUACAACGUUAUUUGGAACAAUUCCCUGAUGGUGGCCAUUUCAAAGGAAAGAAUUUUGUUUUUGAUCACCGGAUAUCUGUUGCGAGUUCAGAUACAAAUAUUUUGGGCAUGUGCCUUACCUGUGGCAUGUCCUUUGAUGACUAUUCUUCACGCUGCAGAUGCUCUUAUUGUAGAAUGCUUGUUCUGGUUUGUGAUGGUUGUCAGAUGAAGGAAGCUGUCUAUGUUUGUGAGCUAUGUCAGAAACACGGCAAGGCUGUUGGCUCAGUUCCUUUAACUGAAAAUGGCCAGCCAGAAGAAACAAUGCCAGAAAGUGAGCUCCAAAGCAUUUCAUCAGACAAUGACCUCCUGAGUCAACUGCAGCUGGGACAGGGUACUGGAUCCCCGAGGAAGCUAAGAAUUUUAUGCUUGCAUGGUUUUCGGCAGAAUGCCUCUGGUUUUAAAGGAAGAACUGCAUCAUUGGCCAAGAAACUUAAAAACAUUGCUGAGCUUGUCUUUAUUGAUGCACCUCAUGAAUUGCCUUUCAUUUACCAACCUCAUGUCACCGAACAACAGGACAAUAAAGCGUCUUUUCCUUCACAACAGAUUCUUCCUCCAAAAGAAAAUUGCAGGAAGAAGUUUGCUUGGUUGAUAGCUACUGAUUUCAAAGGGAGUAGUGAAACUGAAUGGAAAGUGGCUGAUGGUCCAUUUGAUCCCCUCCAAUAUCAGCAGCAAGCUGAGGGAUUUGAUGCAUCAAUAGCAUAUUUAAGGACUGUAUUCUCUCAGGAAGGGCCUUUUGAUGGAAUUCUAGGUUUUUCACAGGGAGCAGCAAUUGCAGCCUCAGUUUGUGCUCUAGAUCGGAGACUAAAGGGUGAAAUCAAUUUCAGAUUUGCAAUUUUGUGCUCUGGAUUUGUUCUUCAACUUGCAGAAAUCGAGCCUGGAUCAAUCAACUGCCCCUCCCUACAUAUAUUUGGCAGUACUUCGGGCAAAGACAGGCAGAUUGCAAACCAAGCCAGCAGAGAACUUGCUUCCUUGUUUGAAGAGGGUUCCUCGGUUAUUAUUAAUCACGACUGUGGUCACAUUAUUCCCACCCGACCACCUUUUAUCGACCAAAUUAAAGGCUUUCUUCAACGUUUUCUUUGAUGCUAUUAAUGCAGAUUUUCUUUUUUUAA
Ricinus communis (castor bean) is the source of this 2091-nucleotide messenger RNA. Its product is annotated as rhodanese-like domain-containing protein 6. Bases 212 to 2062 code for a protein of 616 amino acids. The record is from RefSeq and is a predicted model, not a curated record. Lineage: Eukaryota; Viridiplantae; Streptophyta; Magnoliopsida; Malpighiales; Euphorbiaceae. The transcript has 9 exons.